Molecule: messenger RNA, 706 nt
Organism: Racocetra persica
Lineage: Eukaryota; Fungi; Glomeromycota; Glomeromycetes; Diversisporales; Gigasporaceae
Source: the annotation of a GenBank genome assembly
AUGCCAAACCCGAAAAAAAAGAAAACCGUUCAAAACACACCAGUUCCAAUUUUUACUACUGCACUAAAUUAUAUUUCAGAAAAUAUUUUUGAAAAAAAUGCAGCAAUAAGUGUACCAAGAUCUGAAAUAGCACAAAAAUUAGACUUUUAUAAAAAAAAAGCUGCAGUACCAAAUACGGUAAAGGCUACACAAAACUGGAUGAAGAAAAGUAAAUACAAAGCUAAGACAAUUAAACAAGCUAUCGAUGGAAUAAAUAGAUUUAUUAGCAAAAAUAGUGCAAUUCGUGGUUUUAAUUUACAUAACAAGUAUCAGUUUUUAGAUUUACAUGAUAUUUUAAAUAGUAAAAUGAAAGAUUUACAGAAAAAAGGAUUAGAAGAAAAGGAAGGAUCAAUAGCUUUAACAGCCCAACAAGUUAAAAAGAUUUUUACUCAGAUACUCCAGGAUGCUAAUGUUUCAGAAGAUACGAUCAUGAAUAUUACUGAACAUAAAAGUUUACAAGGAGUAUACACUUAUAAAAGUGUUAAUGAAAGUCAAAAAAUCAAUACAAUCAAAACUUUGAUUAAUUCUAUAGAACCGAAUCAAGAACCUUCUACAGUACUUACUGAAAUUACUAGGUUUCAUAUUAAUUUCAAUACGAAUACUGUUACAAAUACACAAGAUGUUAAUAUGGUUCAAGAUCAAAUUUAUAAAGAAUUUCAGAAUCAAC